Messenger RNA from Pelobates fuscus (common spadefoot toad), 1941 nucleotides. Its product is annotated as tubby-related protein 3-like. The record is from RefSeq and is a predicted model, not a curated record. NCBI's taxonomy places the organism in Eukaryota, Metazoa, Chordata, Amphibia, Anura, Pelobatidae. Gene Ontology annotation, cellular component: cilium. The transcript has 15 exons. Gene Ontology annotation, biological process: protein localization to cilium. Bases 105 to 1814 code for a protein of 569 amino acids.
UGCCUGGUGCUCAUACAUGUCUGCACUUAAUAACUAGCUGACAGUCUACGUAAAGGCUCCAUCAUCGAAUCUCUGCGUUGCUAAGAGCUCUGCCUGGCUUGCAGAUGACACUACAUACUGAAGAUCCUCAAAUUCUCUGCCUAGAGAGUGGGAUAGAAGCGAACCUUCUCAAUGUGCGUCAGCACAAACUGGAACAACAGCGAGACCUCUUUGAAAAAAAACAGAAAAAGAAGAGACAGGAACCACUGAUGGUUCAAGCCAACCCAGAUAUUAAGGUGAUGCCUCGACAUUCUCGGAAGUCUGGAGAGCAGAGCAUAUUAUUGGACUCUUGCAGCGUCUCCAGCAUUUACUUAGGUGCCUCCAAUCUUGGUAUGCCAGAAGGACUAUCAGGGGCUCCCAAUCACACGCCCAAAAGCCGUUCACGUAGUUGCCCAAGGAAUAACAAACUCGACAAUGAACAAGGAAGCAAAGAGAAAGAUCAGUAUAGAGGCUUUUCCGAUGAUGACAUAGAAGAGACUACAUUGGAGGACACACAACCUCUCACCAGGAGGAAAGAACUGUUCACACCUGAACAGAAGCCGAAAAUAAAGAAAAAAUCAGCAGCAAAAUCUGAGGUUAAAGAAACGAAGAAAAAGGUGCUAAAGAACUCCAGAUCAUCAGCAUGCUCUGCUAAAGAUGCAGACAAAGAGAACAAACUAAAAAAGAAAGGGAUUGAUAGUACAGCCACUUUACAGGAUGAAGUGCAUGAGAUCAAUAACGACAAGGAGCUUAUUAAUCAAUCCUCUAGUGAAGAUGACUCUUUUUCUGUAGGGGAUCGUGUAGUUCCUCCAGCACCUGUAAAACAACGUAACAAAAAGAAACCAGCAAAAUCAGCAAAAUCCAGAAGAAAAAGUCCUAGCAAUGAUGAUGAAGAUAAAGAUGCAUUAGACGAAGAUGAUUUUGAUGGAGAGUCAGAUAUCCUAAGUAGUGUUGUGUACACGAGUCCUCUUCCUGACCCCAACAGGGAGGAAGAUUAUCAAGUAGCAGAAUCAUUGGAAACUGGAGACCUGGAAGGAUUUGCUUUACAGCCAGCUCCUCAAAACAUGACUUUGAAGUGCCGCAUCACCAGAGAUAAAAAAGGAGUGGACAAAGGCAUUUACCCUACCUAUUACCUACAUCUAGAAAGAGAUGAUGGGAAAAGGCUUUUCCUUAUGGCUGGUAGAAAAAGAAAGAAAAGUAAAACUUCAAAUUAUCUCAUCUCCGUGGAUCCCACUGAUCUUUCCCGAGGUGGGGAAGGCUUCAUAGGAAAAGUCAGGUCAAAUAUGCUGGGUACCAAGUUUACAGUUUUCGACAAUGGAAUGAAUCCAGAGUUGAGACCCUUUGUGCAGGAGAAGGAAUCGCUCAGACAAGAGCUUGUAUCUAUAUGCUAUGGAACCAAUGUUUUGGGAUUUAAAGGUCCUCGGAAAAUGACUAUCAUUCUACCUGGAAUGAACAUGGAUGGUGAAAGGGUAUCUAUUCGGCCAAAGAACGAACACGAGACACUGUUAGCUCGCUACCAGAAUGGUAACAUGGAGAAUAUCACAGUUCUGCAAAACAAAGCUCCGUCGUGGAAUGAGGAGACCAGCUCAUACAUGCUAAACUUCCAUGGACGUGUCACUCAAGCUUCUGUAAAGAAUUUUCAGAUCAUAUCUUCUCAGGACCCUGAGAACUUUGUGAUGCAGUUUGGACGUGUGGCAGAGGAUGUUUUUACCAUGGACUACAGAUAUCCCAUGUGUGCUCUGCAGGCAUUUUGUGUCUGUCUGUCCAGCUUUGACGGCAAACUGGCUUGCGAGUAAACAAUAGAAUAAAAUAAAAUACACUCAUGGAAUGUGCAAUAUAGAAUCAAACAAUCCAUCUUUUCGUCAUUUCUGUUUCCAUUGUCUAAUUUUAUUUCCUAGGUAGAGAUUGAUUUUCUAAAUAAAU